This is a messenger RNA of Hyla sarda, 6620 nucleotides long. RefSeq lists its product as uncharacterized. The transcript has 2 exons. The record is from RefSeq and is a predicted model, not a curated record. Lineage: Eukaryota; Metazoa; Chordata; Amphibia; Anura; Hylidae. Bases 3179 to 4129 code for a protein of 316 amino acids.
UUCACCUAUCCAUUUGUUCAUCGGUGGAAUAAACUUCAUCACAAUCUACAAAUUGUCAUUUGGAUGGAGUCACUGUCAGCCAAUUCAACUAAGAUUGGAGGCUACUGCUAUCUCAUCACAAACUGAAACUUGCUCCCCUGGCCAGAAGAUUGAUACAUUACUGCUGAGUAACAUCAACCAGUUAUGGGCUAAGACUACUGAAUGCAUGUCUCAGCCAGCUCAUGAGGUACAGCACCUAGAGGGCGCUGUUAAGCAAUUGAAUGCUGCUUAUGAGAACUCUCAAAGACUGUCUGACAAAUAUGCUGAUUUCUUAAAGCGAUACAACACAGAAGAUUCAAUACAAAAAUUAAAGGAAUGUAAUGAGUUCAAUCGUGCAAGAGAUGAUUUAGUAAUACAAAGGCAAAAGCAGAAGUAAAAAAAAAAAUCGCACAUCUCCAUGAAUCCAGAUCCCAUCGCUCUACAACUUCUAGACUCCAACAAGUCAUCAAAGCUCGCGCUGAUGCAGAAGCGUCUAAAAUCCAGGCUGCCUUCGGCCAAGAGAAAACGGUGAUGGAAGCUGAAGCUGCACAGAAGAAAGAGGAGAUGGAAGCUGAAACUCCUUGGAAGAAAGCAGAGAUGGAAGCUGAAGGUGCACGGAAGAAAGUGCAGAUGGAAGUUUUGAAGAAACAAUAUGAGCAUGCCAAAGACAUGGAAAGACUAAGAGUCUUAGAGCAGGCCGCUAGUGACAAUGAAAGAGUGAUCAGUAGCAGUCACUCUGUUAUAUCUUACACAUCAGAACUCCAUCACUCUGUCAUAGCAACCACAUCACUCAACUAAGUCGUUUUCUCUGUACCUACUGCACCCUCUCCAGUAGCAAAAACUGAUAUGGACAGAAAAGAUUUUCUACCUUACUAUGGCACUAACCAGUUACCUCCAAACACACCCACUACUAUACAGCUACAAACCAACACACCAGUGUUGAACACCUUAGCACCAUCUUAUGUUCCCAAGUCACUCAACAUCAGUGGCACUCACUGGAUAUGCUAAAUCACAAAUGUUUAUUUAUCCAUAUGCAAAGGCCACUUGUCCGAAACGCAUCCUGUGAGUCGCUACUUUGCACUGCCUUGCAUAUGGAUAAAUAAACAUUUGUGAUUUAGCAUAUCCAGUGAGUGCCGGGAUUCCUUCUACCUACUAUUUGCACCUCUGGUCCACACGCACCACCACCUAUACGAGUGCCGACUCCCUACUACUUCUACUCAACAUCAGUGUACUGGCCACUACAAAUAACUCUGUCCCACCUGCAACCUUAUACCCAAAGUCUGAAAACACAGACAUGUCACAGUUUGCUAAAUAUAUGCUUUGCAGAGAACUCACUAGGAUAGGCCUCACCAAGUUUGAUGACAAACCUGGAAAUUCACCUUUAAAGCCAACAUAAGCGAGCUAGAUAUCACUGCUGCAGAAGAACUGGAUCUACUCAUCAGGUGGCUAGGUCCCCAGUCUGCUGAAUCAAAAGACUGAAAACAGUUUACACUUCCAAUCCUGCUGCCGGUCUCAAGGCUGCUUGGGACUGACUUAAACAUAGCUUUGGCAGCACUGAGGCCAUCGAAGAUGCCAUAUUCAAAAGGUUGCAAGGCUUCCCAAGGAUUACCGCUAAAGACAAUCUAAAGCUUCAAGAACUCAGUGAUCUUCUACUAAAGCUUCAACUUGAUAAAGCUGAUACCCAUCUACCUGUGCUCAGUUACCUCGACACCCCUCGUGGCACUAACCCUAUUGUCCUUAAGUUACCAUAUAGCAUUCAAGAAAAAUGGGUUAGUCAGGUAUCAACUUACAAGAAAAAAUACGGAGCUGCCUUUCCUCCCUUUUCCUAUUUCUGUGACUUCAUGAAGGAAAUCACGGACUCUAAGAAUGACCCAAGUUUCUUCUACGGUGACUGUAACCCUCUCAGUCCACCAUCUCCAGGACUUGCAAACACACGUAUAACGCACAGAGACCACAGGGGUCCAGUAUCAGUGAAGAGGACUGAUGUUCAACCCACACCUGCUAUGGUUCUUCAAAAGUCUGGAAAAAACAAGAAACUUUAGCAUCCAAAUCGCCAAUGCCCCAUACAUAACAAGCCACAUCCACUCAAGAAAUGCAUUGGCUUCAGAAAGAAACCUCUAAAAGAAGGUAAGGAACUUUUAAAGGAACUUGGAAAUUGUUUCAGAUGCUGUGCUUCCACAGAACACCUUGCAAAAGACUGUAAAGCCAUCAUUAAAUGCAUGGAAUGCAACCAAGUACAAGCCCUUCAUCUGUACCAACACAGUUCUACUUCAUCCAUAGAUAUUCCUCCCAAGGCAAAGCAUGGUGGGGAGCACACUGAAUGAACAGUUGCCUCCACCCCAGUAUUCUCUACAUGCACUGAAGUCUGUGGGGAAGGGCUUUGUGAGAAAUCCUGUGCAAAGAUAUGCUUGGUUCAUGUAUACUCAAAGGGCCAACCUGAAAGGGCCAUAAGACUGUAUACCAUUCUUGACGAUCAGAGUAACUGAUCUCUUACAAGCACAAGGUUCUUUGAUCUGUUAGGCAUAGCAGGAGAUGCUCUACCUUAUACCCUGGGUACUUGUGCAGGCAUUACAGAAGUCUUGGGUAGAAGAGCCAGAGGCCUCAUAGUUGCUCCUCUUAAUAGCAACAUAGAAAUACCCUUGCCCACUAUCAUCGAGUGUAAUCAGAUAUCAACUAACAAGGAUGAGAUCCCCACUCCUGAAGCUGCUCUGCACCAUUCACACUUGAAGGACAUAGCUAACCAAAUACCAGCCUUUGAUGAAAAUGCUGAUAUCCUGCUGUUACUUGGGAGAGGCAUUCUAAGAGUACACAAGGUUCGCCAGCAAAUCAACGGCCCACAUGAUGCACCUUAUGCCCAGUGUCUGGAUCUAGAUUGGGUCAUCAUAGGCAAUGUCUGCCUUAGUAACGUCAGGAAACCAUUCCCAGUUUCUUCCUUUAAAACACAUGUUCUGCCAAAUGGACGCAUUACUUAUUUCCCACAUCGACAUCACUACAAUGUGAAAGAAAAGCUGUGGGACAAAGGUACGCAAGAGUGCAUCAUACUAGAUGACAGGAAAGCAUUUGUCUUCCGCGAUUACAACAUUGGUAACACAGUGUUUGAAGUGACCUCAAGAGACAAUGAGUUAGCAGCCACGAUGGAAACAAGGAAUUCUUGAGAACUAUGAGCAAAGAGUUCUACCAAGAUGACUCCAACAGCUGGGUGGCACUGCUACCAUUUCGCACCCCAAGGAAGAGGAUUCCUAAUAAUAGACAAUACGCAGAUUCAUGGUUUAUCUUUAUAGAGCGCAAACUGAACCGUAAUCCGGAGAUGAAGAAGCAUUUUGACGACUUUAUGCAGAAAGUAUUUGAGAGAGAUCUUGCCAAACCUGCACCCCCUCUUACACAAGGAGAGGAAUGCUGGUACUUACCAUGUUUUGGUGUAUACCAUCCCCACAAGCCUGACCAGAUUAGGGUGGUCUUCGACUCAAGUGCUCGUUACGAAGAUGUUUCUCUCAAUGAAAAUCUUCUCACUGGGCCUAACCUGAACAACAACCUCCUAGGAGACUUAUACCAUUUUAGACAAGAACCAAUUGCCAUUAUGGCCGAGAUCCAACAUAUGUUUCAUUGUUUCAUCUUCCGUGAAGACGAUAGAAACUUCCUCAGGUUCCGAUGGUACCGCAAUAAUGAUGUCAAUGACGAGGUUAUAGACUAUUGGAUGAAAGUACACAUUUUUGGUAAUAGUCCCUCCCCUGCUGUUGCCAUUUAUGGACAGAGGGAAACAGCCCAAGAAGGCAAACAAGAGUUCGGGUCUGAUGCACGUCAGUUUGUGGAAAGGAACUUCUACGUAGACGACGGUCUCAAGUCUCUACCUACGGAGGCAGAAGCCAUCGACCUUCUCACCAGAACUCAGAACAUGCUCGCUACUGCUAAACUCCGACUACACAAAAUCAUCUCCAACAGCAAUGAGGUUAUGAGAGCAUUUCCUUCUGAUGAUCAUGCCAUCAGUGUUAAGGAAUUCCAACUAGGGUCUGACCUUACCCUCAGUCAACGCAGCCGUGGGUUGCUCUGGGAUGUUGACCUCUUAAGGAUGCAGGGCGUACCUGUACGCCCUGCGCCCAGUACCGGUAUGUAACACGGUGUCACGCCGGAACCCCGCAUCAUACCAGGUCGGUCCCAUCGGCUAAUGGCAGCCGGGACCCUGGGCUAAUUGCGUGCGGCACCGAUCGUUGUGCCAUGCACUAUUACUCCUUUAAAAGUGGCAUUCAAAGUUGAUCACAGUGUCUAAAAUGAAAGUAAAAUCUUCCCGGCAGCUCAGUCGGGCUGAUCGGGACCAUUGCGGUGAAAUUGCCAUGUCCUGAUCAGCUAGAACGUGAACGGAGGUCCCCUUACCUGCUUCUGUCGCAUCCGAUCGGUGAUUGAUUGCUCCAAGCCUAAAAUCCAGGCUUGAGCAAUUGACUGCCGAUAACACUGAUCAAUGCUGUGUCGAUGCACGGCAAUGAUCUGUGUAUGAGAUCGGUAUGUUCAGUGUAAUAGCCACUAGGGGGGCUAUAACACUGUAAAAAAGUGUGAAAAAAAGUGAAAAAAGAUCAUUUAACCCCUUCCCUAAUAAAAGUAACAAUCACCCCCCUUUUCCCAUUAAAAAAAAAAAAACUGUGUGAAUUAAAAUAAACAUAUGUGGUAUCACCGCAUGUGCAAAUGUCUGAAAUAUAAAAAUAUAUUGGUAAUUAAACCGCGCGGUCAAUGGCGUACGCGCAAAAACAUAGCGUAUUCUUGGUCACUUUUAAUAUCAGGAAAAAAUUAAUAAAAAGCGAUCAAAAAGUCUGAUCAAUAUAUGGUACCGAUAAAAACUUCAGAUCACAGCGCAAAAAUUGAGCCCUCAUACCGGCCCGUACAUUGAAAAAUAAAAAAGUUAUAUGGGUCAGAAGAUGACAAUUUUAAACAUAUAAAUUUUCCUGCAUAUAGUUAUGAUUUUUUUUUUUAGAAGUAAUACAAAAUCAAACCUAUAUAAGUAGGUAAUAUUUUAACCGUAUGAACCUAAAGAAUAAAUGCAAGAUGUAAUUUUUACCAAAAAAUGCACUGCGUAGAAAAGGAAGCCCCCAAAACUUGCAAAAUGGAAUUUUUUCUUAAAUUUUGUUGCACAAUGAAUUUUUUUUCUGCUCUGCCGUGAAUAUUUUGAUAAAACAACUUUCACUACAAAUUAGAAUUUGUGGCUCAAUUAGGUGCAAAAUUUAAAGCGUUAUGAUAUUUAGAAGGUGAUGAGGAAAAAAUGAAAAUGCAAAAAUGGAAAAACCCUCCAUCCUUAAGGGGUUAAACAAGACGUGAAAAGCCCUUCACAAGACGCAGAGUACUGUCUGCAGUAAACUGUAUUUAUGAUCCUUUUGGAUUUAUAGCACCCUUUACUAUGAACACUGACUGGGAUACCCCUUUACCCAAAGAGAAACAGCAAAGGUGGGAAUCCUGGAAGCAGUCUCUCCAGGCAUUGGAACUGUUUAAGAUACAACAAUCUUACACUCUUGCAUCCUCGAAGAAUGCCACCAGACUAGAGAUCCAUGUUUUCUUUGAUGCAUCCAUGGAAGCCAUAGCUUAUCUCAGAGUUGUAAACCCCAACCGUGAAAUAGACAUAGGAUUUGUCAUGGGCAAGGCCAAGCUAACUCCAAAACCUGCACAUACUAUUCCAAGGCUUGAACUCUGUGCAGCCACGUUAGCUGCUGAAAUUGCUGAGCUUAUAAAGCAUGAAAUAGACUUUCAUAUUGACUCCUUUGACUUUUACACAGACAGCAAAAUUGUGCUAGGAUACAAGACAGUUCCAUGUGUAUGUCGGCAAUCAAGUGGAACGCAUUAGGAAAUUCUCCAUUCCAGCACAAUGGCACUAUGUGCCCACUGAUCUUAACCCUGCCGUGCAGUACCUGCUGCUGCUUUUCUGGAUACAUUGUGGAUAUCUCCACCAGUACUCUUGAAUGAGAACUUCUUCUCAAGCACUGUGAAGUCUACCUUUGAACUUAUCUAUCCAGAGUCUGAUAACAAAAUCAAGACUAAUGCAGUUACACUUAAUACCUCCGUAGAGGCAAAGGUAAAAUAAAAAUUUUACAGUUUUUUACGUUUUUCCAAGUGGUCUUCUGCCGUACAAGCCAUUGUACAUCUUAUUCACAUUGCUCAUAACUUUGCAAACAGCGGUGACAAUAAUCAAGAGUGUCAGAAGUGGCACAUCUGUAAAGGGCCCCCCCACAAUUGCAGAGGUUUCUAAAGCCGAAAGACUCAUCAUUUGUGUCCAACAUGAAGUAUGUUCACAAAUUAUUCAUAACAUGUCAAAGAGACUCAACCCAUCUAAAGAUAGUCCUCUAUACCAAUUGAAUCCAAUAAUUGACCAGAACAAACUAUUCAGAGUUGGUGGUCGCAUAGCAAGGUCCAAUGUGACCAGUGAAGAGAAAAAUCCCGUCAUCAUUCCAGGACGUUACCACAUUACUUCUCUGCUAGUCAGACAUUACAAUGAGCAGGUGCAACACAAAGGCCGUCACGUCACACACAGGGAACAGUAAGGUCUGCAGUUUUCUGGAUAAUCGGAAUGAAUGUAUAUACUCCAUACUCCAUAAAUGGGUCAAGUGCCAAAGACUAAGAGGAUAACC